This is a messenger RNA of Antechinus flavipes (yellow-footed antechinus), 6550 nucleotides long. RefSeq names its product NHS like 2 (gene NHSL2). Bases 1107 to 4202 code for a protein of 1031 amino acids. The transcript has 7 exons. Lineage: Eukaryota; Metazoa; Chordata; Mammalia; Dasyuromorphia; Dasyuridae. The record is from RefSeq and is a predicted model, not a curated record. Gene Ontology annotation, biological process: cell differentiation.
GUCCCCUGUCCUUUGUGGCCCCUUCUGUCCCCCAGUGAGCAUUGUCGAGUUGAAGUGUGAUUUCUAUACCCGGUUUUUCUUCCCUGUUGCGCCAUUAGCUCUAUUGAAAGGGCUCACUUUCCAAGAUCAUGGCUCAGCACAUCAUGGGCAUCGAACAUGGGAAGGGCUGAGAGAAGAACCAUAACUAGGGUGAAUCAGCUGGGCCUUUGCCCUAGAUCUGCUGAAUUGAGAGGGCUCUGUGGCAGCAUUUGCAUUCCUUCAGCACAGAGAAAGGUAAAGCUCAGCCCUUUGUUAUCAAAAUUCAUUGAAAAUAGGAAAAUACUGGAUGACCGGUUCCGGGGAGCUCUUGCCCCUCCCCGCCCACCUCCCUUGAAGGGAUAUCGGGGGACCUCCGUGUACCCCUACUCAUCCCAACUAAGAUGUGUUUUGUUUCACUUUUCCCAGGCCCGAGUUUUGGUACUCGUCCUGGGUGGUAAAACUCCUAGUUAUGGCUCCGAAUGAGAAUGGAUGAAUGAGAGGAUGGAAAAAGACUGUUUCUCCUUAGCUUAUCACAAAGAGGCUGCUAAAGUAGGCAGGGGAAGCUGCAGAGGGGUCCUGGGCAUUCUCUCUUUGGCUCUCGAGGGUGAAGAAGCCAGCCUGGGCCCCCCCCCAGGCCCCACCGAGAAGCCCUCGGUCCACCCGGCCUUCUGGAGAGCUGGCGGGUCGAAUGGCGGAGCCUCCCCAGCGCUCCGGUGACCGCGGCGUCCUUGCCGAUCACGUGGCCUCCCCGCACCCUUGGCUCGGCAUCUCCAAGGCUCACUUAGUGCUCUUCUUCCCUAGCUGCCUCCAACUUGGGUCUGGAGAAUAAGAAAUCUGCUACCCACCCCAAGUCACCAUGGCAACAGCCAGUGAAUGUGUUCCUCUCCUCCAGCCGGCCCCCAGGUGUGGAGGAGCUGCAUCAGGAAGCUCAGCUUAAUCUCCAGAGCUUGCUGCAAGAAGAAUAUGAGGAACAAUACUCAGAAGCCAAGAUUUCUGGGCAGACCUUCCGCACUGCGGCCCCCGGCGACCCCCCGGAGCCCACGAACAGCUCAAGGCCACAGGCUGCCAGGCGGCUGGAGUUUGUGUUGAUGCCCACGAGCCGACGAGGGAACGGAGACAAGACCACCACCCAGGGGGUGCGGCCCCCCGAGUCCUCCCUGAGCCUGCCCUCCUCUCCAGAUAAGCCAAACACCUGGAGCAGACCCUUCCCUCUGCCCAUCCUGGAGGAGAAGAGGUGGCACCCGGCGUGUUCCACCCAAGGCAGCAUCGUGCCCAUCAACGUCUCCGGACAACAGUUUGAUAAACACGCCAGUUUGCGACACUCCUUGUUUAACACGGAGACCGCAGUGAACCCCAAGUCUACCCUGAGGCGGCGACGCACCAUUAUUGGCUUCCCUCAUCUUUCCUUGCGAGACCAAGGUCGAAGCAACGGGCAAGUGUACUCUGCUGCUAAAGAGUCUGCCUCCUGGAGCACAGCUCCCGAAGUGGCCAACGGAAGAGGGCCGGCCGGCCAUGAAAUAUGUUCCCCGAAGUUGAUUUCUCCAGCGCUGAGAAAGGCGCCCAGUGACCUAGGAGAGUCUUGCCCAGCACAGGGUGGCCCGGUUUCACCCAGCAUGGAGGGCAUGGGGAUGGUGUACAGCGUCCCCUCUUCCUGCAAUGGACCAAAGGAUUCCACGUUCUCUCCUCCAUGGAAAGGAAAUUGCUUUAAUUAUGCGAGCCCCUCCAGCCCUGCCCCUGGAGACUGCGGUCAGGUCAAAGAAAAUGGGAAAUAUCCUUCGGCCUGUGUUCCUAAGGGCCCUCUGAAUGCCCUCAGCCCCGAGAACUUGGGGGACAGCAGCUCCGUUCUGCUCGCUCAGGAUGACCAGGCGGGGAGCGGCGGAGCGGCCUGCUGCCCCAGGUUCCCCGCUCCAAGAAGCCGAGAGCCAGAGAAGGACUAUAAAGGGGGGGCCCUUGCUGGUAGUAAGCUGGGGGAAGGGGGGCCCUCGAGGAUAGAGUCAGACCCAAGUGCCUGUAGAUUCCGAGAGAGGUCGCUGUCCGUGCCCACGGACUCAGGCUCCGUGUGCUCAGUGGACGGUGGCUGUGCAGAGGACCAGCAGGGCAGUGAAGCCAGCACCCUGGCCUACCCCAGCGCCAGCUCAGAAGGCAGCGCCAGUACGGACAAUGUCUCUUCCAUCGGAGCCGAGCCCAGACCGAGAAGGUCCAAGAGCAUCUCCCUGAAAAAGGCCAAAAAGAAGCCUUUGCCCCCGAUGCGCAGCGUCUCCCUGGUCAAAGACGAGGCCGUCCUCCAGAAGGAAGCCGGGCCGGCCUUGGCCAAGGACCAGAGGCCCAGGAGCCUUUGCCUCCCCCUUGAACACCAGGGACGUCACUUUUCCUCCACGGAUGCUCAGGGCCACCCAGCUGUGCCUCUUCUACGGGAGACAGAAGGCCCCCACUUCUCCCACCACUGGUAUCUCCCCGACUGGAAGUCCAGCGACCCCUACCGCUCCCUGUCCAGCUCCAGCACCGCCACCGGGACCACAGUGAUUGAGUGCGUGCAAGUGAGGGGCAGCUCCGAGUCUCUGACUUCCCCUUCCACCUCCAGGGCCACCACGCCCUCCCAGCUCUCCACCGAGACCGAAGCCCGGGAAGUGUCGUCCCCCGGGCGGCCGACGGGACUGAUGUCGCCUUCCAGCGGCUACUCCAGUCAGUCUGAGACCCCCACCCCCACAGUUCCCGGCACAUCCACGACGCUGGGUCAUUUACCUCACACGGGCGGCGGUGGCCGGGUCCGACCGGUGGUCCCGGAGAGGAAGUCGUCCUUGCCUCCGACAUCACCGAUGGAGAAGAGUCCCAAGUCGCAGCUGUCAUUUGACCUCCCACUGACCCCUCCGGCCCUCCUGGAUGCGUCAGGGAUGAAGAUUUCCCUGCGGGGCAAAGCUAAGGUGAGCCGCCAUCAUUCAGACUCCACCUUUGGAGCAAAGCUGGCCCAGAAGACCAGCCCCAACCAGCCCAUAAUGCCCGUGGUCACCCAGUCUGACCUGCGCUCCGUCCGACUGAGGUCAAUCAGCAAGUCGGAGCCAGAAGAUGACGUGGAGAGCCCGGAUCCAGUGGAGGAGACCAGCCUGGAAGUCUUCACUCUGCCGGAGCGAAAGGUAAAGCCCCCGGUGGCCGAGAAGCCCCCGGUGGCCGAGAAGCCCCCGGUGGCCGAGAAGCCCCCGGUGGCCGAGAAGCCCCCGGUGGCCGAAAAGCCCCCGGUGGCCAAAAGGCCCCAGAGCCUAGUUCCCAAGGAGCCUCUCCCAACUUCCCCCACCUUGCUCCUGACUACUGAGAACACAAGCGGCCAGACCAGGCCCUCCCCUCAGGAUAUCUACAUGGUUGUACGGAAACCAAAGGCUCUCAGAACCCCAAAUAGCCAGAGCCCAGUGGCAGGGACCCUGGACGAGGAGCGCCCCAAGAUGAGGUCCCUCCCAGAGAGGGUCAGCGUCCAGAGCGUGAGCGAGGCGGAGAGAAGGAGAAGCAAGAUUCCCCCUCCGGUGCCGAAGAAGCCUAGCGUGCUGCACCUGCCAACAGCCUUGCCCCUGCCUCAGCCGGGGGCCAACGCGGGUGAGCCAAAGCUGGCUCCCAGUCCCAUCAUCACCCUGGAUGAAGACGUCAACUCGCAGCUGAGCCCCAACGGCUUACGGGCUGCUGAUACCAAGGAGGAGCCCUCUAAGCCACCAUCCGACAGUGGGAUCGAGGCAAGCCUUCCAGGAAGUGGCCUGGAACAGAGCACUGAAGAAAAACGUUUUGCGAGUGACAAGACGGCAGAAUCCAUCGCGGAAGAUGAUGAUGAUGUGUUUGUGACAUCUCGCACAACUGAGGACUUAUUCACAGUCAUUCACAGAUCUAAGAGGAAGCUGCUUGGCUGGAAGGAGCCCGGCGAGGCCUUCGCCAGCGGCAGACUCAGUUCCCAUCCGAUGGCCAAGAACCCGGCUGCUCCGCCAGCCAGCGAGGCUGCCUCCACAGGCGGUUGUGGCGGCGGCGGCAAUCGAACCACCAGCAGAAAUGAAGAUUUUAAGGCUCUACUCCAAAAGAAAGGGAGCAAGAGUAGCGUGGGCUCCCGGCCGUCAGCGGCGGAGCUGCUCAAGACCACCAAUCCCCUGGCGCGCCGAGUCGUCACGGAGUUUGCCGAGGAGCAAGACAGCAGCAAUGUGCCCGGUACCUAAGCAGCUCUAAGAUGGCUGUGGGGAUGGGAAGCCAGGAAAGACUUCUGAAAGGCAACCGUGAAAAAGAUGAAAAUGACCGACGGAACAUUGACGGCGACCUGACAUUAACUUAGAACCUGGACUAUCUGGACUUUGGGGGAAAUGUCUCCAGCCUUCUUCAUCUUGAGCUCGGACUAGCAAAAUUGUGAUGAACUCCCAACAUCUGCGGUCUGAUUCUUCCAGUUCUGUCAUUAUUGACCAUUGAUGAUCCCCUAGUGUUUCUGUCUUUUGAGCAAGGGCACAGGCCCCAUGUGGGAGACUCAUGGACGACCUCUUCUCCCACGAGGCUCAUUUCUUGACAUGGAGCUGAUUUGGCGGAAGGCUCCACAGAAGAGGCUGUCCAGUCUGGCCACGAGCGGUGGGCGGCGGGGUUCCUUCCAUUUCCCCAUCGUGCUCUAACGCUCUCCUCGCUAGCGUGGAGAUGCCAGAAGGACUGACUUCUUUGGGGCCUCCCUGUGAAUCCUCCCCGCUGGAGUCGGGUUCAAUAACGAAAAUCGUGGAUGUCGUUCCUCUCUCCUUCAAUGUCCUAUCUUUUUCGGAUUGCUUUUCUAUACGGAGAUCAGGGUGAUGAGACCAAACAAAUCUCUAUAUUUUGGUUUGGGCCCAGACGGCCAACUAGGGUCGCUUCCAUUUGGAUCGCUUUGGAGGAACCAAGCUUGUCUGAAGUGGCGACCGUUGGUUCCUUCAAAGCGCCUCUCUAGGACGGCUCGAUGCCAUUUCAGACGUUGGUCCCCAGUGACAGCAAGGGACAGCUAGGAUCUGUGCCGAAAUCCAGUGAGCGCACUGGAAGUCCCUGCUAAUGCUGCAUCCGCUUUCAUUUACAGAAAAUUAAAAGGGUAGAGGUGGAAGGAAGGAAGUGAAAGGACGCCAACAUAAAUGAAGAUAAGAGAUACAGUCCACUUGCCCAAGACCAUUCAGUUUUUAUUAUGAUAUUAAAAAAAAGAUAAAGAUGCUGCUCAGAAAACAAAUUUUAGGGAGAGGGAAUAUUAAAGCAACACGAUGCUGAUCUAAAGGGAGCGUUCCUAUUUUAGUCGAGUAUUUUUGCUAAUUCAGUGUUAUGUGUCCUUGUUUCCAAGGGUGGUCAGCACCCUUGAGGUUCUGGUAUCCUGGCCCUAAGCCCCAGUUGCCUUGCCCUAGUUCUGAACAAAUAACAUUUCUGGCUGGUGACGACCAUAUGGGGAAAAGGCAGUUGGGGCCCGUGGCUAGGGAAGAAACAAGAAGAAGACAAGGGGGAGAAGCAGCAGCUGGACAAUGUUUUAGAGUGAGGCGGGUAUCGCCUUCCCCAUGGACAAGUGUUCAACAGAAGUACUGCAAACCCUAAAUGGCCUCCCAGCAGACACAACCUUCUUCCUGCUCCGUGGCAGAUGAACAGGCCACGCUACUUGUCUGAUGGGAUCCCCCGUGGUCGCAUCACUCUGGAUCCCUCCAUCUAUGGAGCCUCUCCUGCCACCGCACUAUCACUGGAUGAAGGGAAGCUCCUCGAUGAGAGAGAGAAAAGCCCACUCCCUGUGACGGCCCAAAGGCCUCAGCUACACAACCGGAUUGAACCCUCGAUGCCGCCUUGUCCUAGGGAGGCGCCAGGCCCGCCUCUCUCGGUCCCUGACGAGGGACGGAGAGCAGAACCGAUUCCGGCAGACGGAGGGCUGACUCGGUAGGCGAGGGUGCCCACCACACAGCAGGCACACACCCCCAAGUUAUGUGGGGCUUGAUGAGGGUGAGCCCUGUGAUUCCCGACCCAAUACGAAGCACCCCUAGGACACUUUGGCCAUCUGAGCGGCUCUGUGUGGCCUCCAGCCUGGCAGACUCGACUCCCCCUCUCCCAGUCUCUCUAGUGGGGGUGGUUUGGCCUUUAGUAACUGGAGAAAAGCGACUGUGGGUGGUGCAGAUUUGUAACGGCUUCUCUCUCUCUCCAGCCCCAAGCUCCAACUGGGGAACUGCCUCUGGCGCCAACUUGUGGGCGCUCGAGGAACACAGAUAUCCUGGCGUGGUUGUGGCCCUUCGUAUCUUUGGCUCCCACAUCCUGGGCUCAGAGCCGGGGCCCUGGCUUAGAAUGCUGGUUCUGCUGCCUCCUGCUUGUGCAAAGCCUUCCCCUCCUCUGCAAAAGGCAGGGCUCCAGCUAGCUCGAAGCCCACGCUUUCUUGACUUACUAGGACUGGUCAUUGCAACAACUCCCGUUUCUUUGGGGUAGUGGGUGAGCCAUUGUUUCACUGGCUCCUCAUAGCACCACUGGGAAGAAGGUUAGUGCAAAUAGGAUCACACACACACACGCACACACACACGCACGCAAGCGCGCGUGCGCGCACACACAC